CCGAAGCCGUUCCCCUUACCUAAGAUGGCCGACACGAUGCCCGUGUUAAAACUCCUGCAUCGUUAACUAUUAACGUUAGCCUCGCGUUACGUUUUGUAUUUUACACUUGCCCUCAAGGUAUUAUAUAUUUUUUUUGUGUCACGGCCCUGUUUAAAUAAAGAAUGACGAGCCGGCACUUCUUCCGAGUUCUAAGGGCGUCGUGUGAUUCAAUUGCUAAAAGCGGGCACUUUAAUUUAUUAUUUUUGCCUUGAUUUAAACAAGGAAGUGAGCGUCCGUUUUACGUCUUGGCAUUAAGAAUUAAGCCAGAAGCCAUGAGAAAAUGUAUGACUCUGACAAUGAGUCUCACCCUCGUGGGAAUCCUCGUGGUGUUGAAGAUGUCGCUUCUGCUGAGGCACCGGGAGGCAUGGUCAUAUCAUCUCAGUGGCGAGGGCUUCCUCUACAAGCUUGACCCCACGUGGCCACACUACCCGGAGCACUUCAGCGGGCAGGUGUUUGCUACAGCGGUGGAUGGCGCCACUGGACGGGUGUAUGUCGCGCAGAGGGGAGACAAUGUGCCAAAAAUGCUGGUGUUCUCAGAGUCUGGGUCAUUCCUUGGGUCCUGGAACUCGUCGGCCCUUGAGAUGCCCCACGGCAUCUUCUUCCUGCAAUCCGCGAACAACUCCAAUAUCUGGGUCACAGACGUCGGCACGGGUGAAUGGGGCCACUCGAUAAAGAGGUUCUCCCCAGACGGGAACCUGCUCGAGGUGCUAGGCACGCCGGGCAAGGCUGGCGCCAGCUUCACACCACUGCAGUUCGACCAGCCGGCAGAGGUGAUUGUGGGGCCGCGAGGGGAGAUGUACGUCGCCGAUGGAGACGGUGGCCUUAACAACCGCGUCUUCAAGCUCCAGUCUGACCGGACCUUGGAGUGGGUGCACGGAGAAAAGGGGAGUGGAAAAGCCCAGUUUUACAUCCCACACAGCUUGUGCCUCGACAGCUUUGGCAGGCUGUGGGUGGCUGACAGGGGGAACAAGCGAAUUCAAGUGUUCGACGCUGCCACUGGUGAAUGGCUGGGAGAGUGGACUUCUUGCUUCACGGACGACGGCCCAUAUUCCGUCAGACUGACCCAGGAUGGGCUGUACCUGGUGGUGGCACAGCUCAACGUGGGGCGGCUGCUGCUGCUGCACAUGCCGAGCGUGGGCCUACCGGGCACGUGCCGUGUUGCCGCCUCGCUGCAGAUGGGCCCUGAGACGCGGCCACACCUCGUCUCAGUCAGCCCUGCCACGGGAGCCAUCUACCUGGCAGAGAUCGGUGCUGAACAGGCACAGAAGUUUGUUCCAAUCCGGUGACGAAUUCUGCCUUUGCGGAUUCACUCUGUUCACAAAUCCACAAAGUUCCUAUUUAGGCUGCAAUUUCAGCACAGACUUAACAAUGGUUACAGUAUGUGGAUUUUAAAUACGUCUAUGGAAAAAGCUCAUGAAAUUUUGGAGACUGUUAUUCAUUGGGAUGGUGGGUUGUAUAAAUAUUAGGUUUUGCUUGUCCUUGAUUUCCUUAAAAAAAUAUGUAUAUUGGGAAAGGGAAA
Molecule: messenger RNA, 1558 nt
Organism: Petromyzon marinus (sea lamprey)
Lineage: Eukaryota; Metazoa; Chordata; Hyperoartia; Petromyzontiformes; Petromyzontidae
Gene: NHLRC3
Product: NHL repeat containing 3
Cellular component (GO): extracellular region
Molecular function (GO): protein binding
Source: RefSeq, a predicted model, not a curated record